AUGGCGUCACACGCAAACAGCGCACAUGACUUCCUGGAUUUGGACAUUCAAACACUGCGUCAAUUCGUCGAGCUUUUUCCGGACGAAGGCCUCUCCAAGGUUGUGACUGGCUACUUGAGCAGUGGCCUGUCGCGAUACCCGCUCAAUGUCGAAAGUGCCGACGCCCCAGAUUUGAGCGAGGGCGGAGUAUCGCUCAGCCAGAAUGAAGCACUAACACAAGAGGACUGUUUGAUGAUGAUGACUGAGGGUAUCGAGGACGCGAAGGAUUCAUCACUUGCGCAUUGUCUUCUUGGGGAGUUCUAUUUGUUUCUGGAAGAGUAUGAGAGCGCCGUUGAGACCACGCGGAAAGGCCUGAAGCUUGCGGCCACGGAGGCGAAGAGGACGGAUCUAUCAUUCCAAAGGAUACGAGACGCGCUGAACAGCACACUGGCGACUGCAAUGGUUUACUAUCAAACUCCAAGGAAUCACCCUGAGGCAAAAGGCAUCUUCGAGGCGAUAUUGGAGCGACAACCCCAGUUCACGGCAGCUUUGAUUGGUAUCGGACUCAUCCUAGAGGAGGAGGAGGAAUAUGCUAAUGCAGUCGAAUUCCUUGAGCAAGCACUAAAGCAGGAUCCAUCAAAUGGCCGCAUCGGCGCAGAGGCAGCCUGGUGUCAGGCCCUCAGUGGCGACUACCAGACCGGUCUCUCAAGGCUUCAAGAUUAUCUGGAGUACCCCCAACUAGACGCAUCAAAACCGCGAGGCCGCGAGCUGCGGGCGCAAACACUGUAUAGGAUAGGUGUCUGCAUGUGGGAGCUCGAUUCUUCGAAAGCAGCGCGUCGCAACCGUGAAGGACCUUAUGCGAUGUUCCUGGCCGCCAUCAAGGCAAACCCUAACUUUGCACCAGCAUACACCAAGCUCGGCAUUUUCUACGAGGAUUACAACAGGGACAAGAAGCGCGCAAGACAGUGUUUCCAGAAGGCCUUCGAGCUAUCACCGUCAGAGAUUGUUGCGGCGGAGAGAUUGGCACGUCUGUUUGCUAACCAAGGCGAAUGGGACAUCGUUGAGGUGAUAUCGCAGCGAGUAGUAGACUCCGGCAAGGUGAGAACUUCGCCGGGCUCGAAGAAGAAAGGCGUUAGCUGGCCUUUUUCCGCGCUAGGAGUCGUGCAGAUGAACAAGCAGGAGUAUCAGAAAAGCAUCGUAUCCUUCCUUUCGGCUCUCCGCAUCAGCCCUGAUGACUACCAUUCGUACAUUGGUCUCGGCGAGAGUUACCACAAUUCGGGCCGCUACAAUUCCGCUGCGAAAGCCUUCAACUAUGCCGAGAACCCCUCCGAUAGUGUCAUAAUCAAGAAAGCGAACAGCGAGGGCUGGUUCGCGAAAUACAUGCUGGCGAACGUCAACCGCGAACUUAGUGAAUUCAAACAAGCUAUUGAAGGAUACGAAGAGGUUCUGAAAGAGCGGUCCCAGGAGUUCGGCGUCUCAAUUGCACUACUACAGACUCUGGUAGAGAAGGGGUGGCGUUGUAUUGAGACCGGUUUCUUUGGAGAGGCGGCAGACAGCGCGAUAAGGGCUGUGGAUGUUGCCCUGACAAUCACGGAAUAUAAGCCUGACGCGUUCAAUUUGUGGAAAGCCGUAGGCGAUGCUUUGAGCAUCUUCACUUGGGUCCAGGAAAAAUUGGGGCAGUAUCCAGGAAGUCAAGUGUCGAAAUUGCUCAACAGCCAGUCAGAUAUUGAGCUCAAUUUCGACACUCACAAAGACAUUGAUGGCAUUGGAAGUAGCGAUCUAGCUGCUCUUGCAUCAGAGAAGUCAUCAACUUUGACAAACAUACUCCGAGCAUCGAUACUCGCUCACAAGCGAGCGAUUGCGAGUUGUGUUCAUGAUAUCCAUGCGCAAGCCGUUGCUUGGUAUAACUUGGGUUGGACCGAAUAUCGUGCCCACAUUUGCUUGGAGCAGGAAACUACUGAAGAUGCCAAUCUCACCACGUACCUCCGGGCAGCAAUGCGGUGCUUCAAGCGAGCCAUUGAGCUUGAAGCCGGCAACUCUGAGUUUUGGAACUCCCUCGGCGUCAUUACUACCACAUUGAACGCCAGGGUCGCUCAGCAUGCCCUUGUUCGCUCCCUGCAUCUGAACGAGCGAAGCGUACGCGCAUGGACUAAUCUGGGAACGCUCUACCUCCUUCAGAAUGAUACUGAGCUUGCCCACCAAGCCUUCUCUCGCGCGCAGUCUACAGAUCCGGAUUACGCAUUGGCAUGGGUAGGAGAAGGCAUCGUCGCCUUGCUCUUCGGUGACACCACUGAAGCGCUCUCGCAUUUCACGCAUGCAUUCGAGCUGUCAGAUUCCUCAUCGUUGAUCACAAAGCGCCAUUACGCCGUGUCGACCUUCGACUUCCUGGUCUCUUCACCCUCCGCAUCGAACAACAUCACCAACCUCAUACAGCCCUUAUUCGCCCUCCAUCAGCUAGGCUUCCAAGCCCCGUACGAUAUCCCACACAAACACCUCGCGGCCCUUUUCCUGGAGCGCAUCGGCAACCACGAUGCCGCCAUCCAGGCCUUGACCACCAUCUGUGAAGUCGCAGAACAAGACUAUGAAACCUCUGAAUCGCUCUCUGCCCUUGCCCGCUUCUCCAAAGCGAAGAACGACCUAGCACGCAACCUCCUCGCCACUGGCUCAUAUGUCCCCGCCAUAGAAGAGACCGAAACAGCCCUCGAGCUCCUCUCCGACUUCGACGCCCAAGCAAACACUUCCAUCCUCUCCCAGUCUGCAUUCGACAAAACCAUGCUCUCAGCACGAGUUACUGCCGGCCUGGCGCACUAUUUCCAAGGCGACCUGGAUGCCGCGAUUCCCUACUUUCGCACCUGUCUGAGCGCGACGAACUCCGAUCCAGAUAUAAUUUGUCUCCUAGCGGAAGUCCUCUGGGCGAAAGGCGGUGAAAACGAGAAAGACAUUGCGCGCGAGCAGCUCUUCUCCGCUGUGGAGACGCACGGGCGGCACGUGGGUAUUGUGACGCUGCUCGGUGCUAUGGCUGUUACGGAUGAGGACGAGGAUACCAUGGCUGCUGUAAAAGAAGAUCUCGAUUCUUUACGCACGUCGUCAGACAUAUCGGAAUCCGACCUCUCCCGGGUGGAAAAGGUCAUUGAAGCAAUUUCUCUCUUCCUCGGCGGCGAAGAAAGCGAGUUGGACGAGGCGAAGCGGAGUGUUAUGCUCGCGCCGUGGAAGCACAUGGGGUGGAAGGAGUUGGCUGGUGCGACCGAGAGGAGCACGUUCGGGGCUGUCAUGGCGCGGGAAACGGCGGGGCGGAGUGUGCCGCCUUUGGGUGGGUUGGAUGCGAAGGAUCUAGCCGAUGCUGUGGCAGGCACUGGGAAGGUGGGAGAUGCGCAGAAGGGCGUCGUGCUUGCGCCGUGGCGCAAGGAGGGUUGGGGUGCGCUGAGGGAAUGUGUGUCGAAGGCUUGA
This is a messenger RNA of Didymosphaeria variabile, 3426 nucleotides long. Its product is annotated as Superkiller protein 3. Gene Ontology annotation, cellular component: Ski complex. The transcript has a single exon. Lineage: Eukaryota; Fungi; Ascomycota; Dothideomycetes; Pleosporales; Didymosphaeriaceae. The coding region runs from base 1 to 3426 and encodes 1141 amino acids. Gene Ontology annotation, molecular function: protein binding. The record is from RefSeq and is a predicted model, not a curated record.